AUGACCCAGGCAAUCGUCCAUCUCCUCUCCAGCCUCGACUUUGGAGAGGUCGGCAGCCUUCUUGGCUCUAGUGUUGGUGGCCUUGAUUCCAUCAUCAGGAAACUCAAGCACGCCGAACCCUCCCCCCAAAACGUUUUCUCCCUUACUCAUCCCACUCUCCUCGGUCUUCUUAGCGGCCUUGAUCUCUCCACUGUUCCGAGCCUUGUCGGCAACGUAGUCGCUAUGCCUCCCUCCGUCUCCAAGCUCAAGUCAAAGAUUCCCAAUAUCACUGGUGCUGACUUUAUUGCUGUCAAGACUGAGAAAAAGGCUUCCGUCCGUCUGAUUAAGGUUGACGGCACUGCCAUCGACUCCGUCCCCUCCUGCACCAAGGGUGCUCUCUCUUUGUAA
Messenger RNA from Penicillium digitatum Pd1, 387 nucleotides. RefSeq lists its product as uncharacterized. NCBI's taxonomy places the organism in Eukaryota, Fungi, Ascomycota, Eurotiomycetes, Eurotiales, Aspergillaceae. The record is from RefSeq and is a predicted model, not a curated record.